UUGUAUUUUUUUUCUUGUUCUUUUUGCAUUUCUUUUCUUUUCUCCCUCCCAGACGCCUCCCCAUCCGCCCCCGAGCAGCGCUACCUCUUCGACAUCUCCAGCCUGCCCGAGGCAGAGGAAGUGACGGGCGCGGAGCUGCGGGUCCUACGCUCCCUCCCUGCAAACCGCAGCCUGGCCCUGUCCCCCGAAGGCACCUUUCACCACCUGCUCCUCUCCACCUGCUCCGGCCGGGCCGGCGAGGAGCCCAGACUGCUGGACUCCAGAGCGGCCGAUGUUCUGGAUGCAGGCUCCAGAUGGGAGGUGUUUGACGUUUGGGAAGCGCUUCGAGACCGCAGGGAGAGGCCCCCAAAGGGCAAACUGCUGUGCUUCGUGCUGAGGGUGGUGUCGGAUCGCUCGGGCCGUCUCCUGCCCCCUCGGCAGCUGGGAUUCGGCAAACCCCACCCGCAGCCCCUCGAGCGAGCGCUGCUUGUGGCCUUCUCCCACACCCAGAGGAAGGAGAACCUCUUCAAGGAGAUCCGGGAGAGGAUGAAGGUGCUGGGCGGCCCUCCCUUGCUAGAACCCCCUGAUCCCGGCCGGGAGGCGUACCCCAAGCGGAGGAAGAGGAGGACCGCCAUCGCUGCCCGCUCCGGGGGCAAAGGCCACGGGAAGAAGGCGAAGACGCGUUGCAGCAGGAAACCCCUACACGUCAACUUCAAGGAGCUGGGCUGGGACGACUGGAUCAUCCACCGCUUCACUGCGUCCUGGAGACCACAACCCACUGGGGUCCGAAAGCAAGGGCAGAUGGAGCGGCGAUGUCCUCCUGGGCUGUUUGCUGAUGCUUGCCACACCCGUGAGGAAAAGUCUGGCAACCCCAAGCUGCCUUCUGCUUGGAGCUGA
Meleagris gallopavo (turkey) is the source of this 876-nucleotide messenger RNA. The record is from RefSeq and is a predicted model, not a curated record. NCBI's taxonomy places the organism in Eukaryota, Metazoa, Chordata, Aves, Galliformes, Phasianidae.